GAAAAAAGAAAAAGCAGUAGCAGCAGCAGAGAGAGUACAGAGAGAGAGAGAGAGAGAGAAGAAAAAAGAGAGGAAAUUCAGCAGCAGGGAUUGAUUGUAGUGGAAAUCGGAAAUGAAAUGAGAGACCAGAAUGGAAAUCGAAGAAAGUGGUUCUUCAGAUGGGAAGGAUGAACAGUAGAAGUGGUGGUUGUUGGGGUAACAAAGAGGGAAUUUUGAGCUUCGAGAUGCGAGCUGCUGACUCCGGUAGAAAGGGAACCUUCUCCGUACUCCUCCUCUUCCUCCUUUUGAUUCUUAUUUUACCCAGCAUUUAAGAUAUUUCCUCCCCAGUUCUUCUUCUGUUUUCUCUUCAGGAACUGCUAUUUCUCUCUCUGAUUCUGCCUCUUCUUACUUCAAUCUGGUAUGUGUUUGGCUUUUCUUCAUCUGGGGGUGCUUCCUUUUGACUUGGGUUUCUGUUUGUAAAGUCAAUCAACCUAACUCUCUUCUUUGAUCUUUGGCCCUUUUCUAAUUUGGGGUUUACUUAUGAUCGUUUUUUACUGGGUUUUGUCCUUGGGAUGCUUCAAUCAGUUGCCGGAUUCAUUCUUGAGGACUCUGGCAUCAGUAGUUAGGUUUUAGGGUUUCAUUUUGUGCGUCCUCUUCUGGUUGUUGUAGGUGAUGAUACUGGUUUUCAUUGUCUUAUUUUGUCUCGGGUCUUUGUUUUGAUAGGAUUUUGGUGUAAAUAAUGCUAGAUUUUCUGUAUCUCAGGUUUAUUCAUAGCUUCUUAUAUCCUUCUUUUGAUAUAAUUCUUGGAGGAUUUGUUAAUUUUUUUUUUCUUUUUGGCUUUUGGCCCCCAUUUUGAGAGAAAGAGAGGGGAAGAAAUAUACAGUAUAAAGUCUGAGACUCAUACAAACACAUCUCAAAGCACCCCAUCAUUUUUAUUGUGGGUAUUAUUUCAGUUUUUUUUUCUCUUUUUAAUUGGAGCUUCUGUGGGUACUUUGUUUCUAAGGGCUAUAUUUUCUUUUUCCAUUUCAUUUUUAUAUGUGAAAAAGAAGAAAAAUUCUAUAUUUGAUCCCAAAAAGAGGGGGGUGUUAUACUGUCUCGAUUUCGAGGAGUAAUCGCGGUUUUAAUUCUUCUUGGGUGAUCUGACUGUUUAUGGGAAUACCUGAUAGUUCACUAUCAGAUCUGAUUGAGAAGGUUAGGUCUUGGUUAUCCUGGGGACCUGACUCAUCAGUGUGCUUAUCCAAGGAAUUUGUGAUGCCUGAAAAUAGUUACAAAAUGUGUUGUGAGUGUGAUACAAGCUUUUCUGAGAUCUCUUUGAGAUUCCAGUGCCAGAGUUGUAGUCAAUUGUCUUGCGGAAAAUGUAUUCGGGGUUAUGAAUCUUAUGUUGUCGAAUCAGAUGGAAUGAAGGUGGGUAAUGAGGCUCUGAAGAGAAUCAAGUUGUGUAAGUUUUGUUCUGAUGCUAACCUACGGCAUGAAGUUGGCAGGAGAUAUGGUGAGAAAGUACAUCCUUCUGUCUCUCCCAGGGAUAGCCCAGAGCCGCCUUCACCUAGUAAUGAUGGUGCAGACAAGUCUCCUAUGAAGACUGAAUCAAUUCCCGGUGAUCACCUGAGUCGGUAUCUUGAGUCACAAGAUUGUGGCUAUUCUCCCUAUGCAGCAUCACAUAGGAUAUUGAGCUCGUUUAAUGCUCAUCCAUCUCCUAUUUCUGUUCGCUACUCCUCUAACUGGAGUGAUGAAGAGGAUGCAGAAGAUUCUGGGAGGCAUUUUUUCAGCCCAUCAAGUGAUUAUUUUCGUGACAGUUCAGAUAUAGACUCGAGUAGUGUUAGUGCUAGAAACGAGUUCUUUAGUUCUCAUUUUGAGGAAUCAAGUCCUUCUGACAGCCCCUCGAGGAAUGAUUAUACGUUCAGUAAAGCUGAUUAUGUUGUACAGACUAUAGAUCCAGGUCAAAGGGUGAAUCUAGUGUCUCAAAAUGCUGUGACCAUUUUAAAUAGGCCUGAGACUGAGAGACUGACUGAAGGUCAAGAUAACAAACAUGUAUGCUCUGGUGACCUGCCAACUAUUCCGAACCAAGAUGACAAGGUAGAAAGGCCAUUAGAUUUUGAAAACAAUGGGCGUAUCUGGUUCCCCCCACCUCCUGAAGAUGAAAGUGAUGAGUUGGAGAAUAAUUUCUUUGCAUAUGAUGAUGAAGACGACAAUAUUGGGGAUUCUGGUGCUCUGUUCUCCACGAGUAGUAGCCUUUCUAGCAUGUUUCCAGCAAAGCAAAAUUUGCAUGACGAGAAUAAGGAGCCUCUCAGAGCUAUGGUUCAGGGUCACUUUAGGGCUCUUGUUGCACAACUGUUACAGGGGGAGGAUAUCAAAUCUGGAGGAGAUGACAAUGAGGACUGGCUUGAUGUCAUUACCACAAUUGCCUGGCAAGCUGGAAAUUUUGUGAGACCGGAUACUAGCAGAGGGGGCAGUAUGGAUCCUGGGGAUUAUGUGAAAGUAAAAUGCAUUGCAUCGGGACAUCCUAAUGAAAGCUCACUUAUAAAGGGAGUUGUUUGUACAAAAAACAUUAAGCACAAACGCAUGACCUCACAAUUCAAAAACCCCAGGUUACUUCUUUUAGGAGGAUCCCUUGAAUAUCAUCAUGUAGCUAACCAGUUAGCUUCUUUUAAUACAUUAUUACAUCAGGAAGAUGACCAUCUGAAGACUAUUAUUUCCAAAAUAGAGUCUCUUCGCCCCAAUGUUCUGCUGGUGGAAAAAAGUGUAUCUUCUUGCGCUCAGGAAUAUCUGCUGGCGAAGGAAAUAUCUCUGGUUCUGAAUGUUAAAAAGCCAUUACUAGAGCGCAUAGCCCGUUGCACUGGUGCUUCCCUUACUCCAUCAAUCGAUCAUAUUUCCACGGCACGUCUUGGAAAUUGUGAACUUUUCCGGUUGGAGAGAGUGAAUGAAGAGCACGAAAAUGUUAAUCAGAAUAAAAAACUAUCAAAGACCUUGAUGUUCUUUGAAGGGUGUCCGAAGCGCUUGGGCUGCACGGUCUUGCUGAAAGGCAUGUGUCGUGAAGAACUUAAAAAAGUUAAACAUGUUGUUCAAUAUGCAGUAUUUGCAGCAUAUCACUUAUCUCUUGAGACUUCCUUUCUUGUGGACGAAGGUGCUUCUUUGCCUAAGAUGCCAAAGCCCUCGAUUCCUGUUGAAGAUAAUUCCACAUCAGAAAAUCCUGAUGCACCCACUUCACCCAAUUAUCCGGUCGAUGUCUCCGCCAGCAAUAAAUUCUCUUCUAUUAAUAAUGAGCUUGAAGAAUCCAAACUGUACUCAAUGAAUCCUCGCUUUGAUAAUAAUGGCUUUCUACUGCCUACUGGCUUUGAAGACUCUAUCAUGGUCGACACACUUCCCGAUAUGUUCAAUGAUGAUUUGCCAUCUGAUGUUGAUAUAAAACCUUCUUGUAAUCGUUGUGAGGAAUUAAAGGAUGGUUCAGCAGUUACUUUCUCUAUCCAAAAUCUUUCUGAAUCUGAAUUGCGAGAAACCUUGGAACGGACAAAGGGAAAGUCCGGUGGGAUUUCAGAGUUGCGAAAAUCUGAAAGUUUUGAUGAAAAUGACCUCUCUAGUGAAUACUUCUCUGCAGCAGAUAACCAGAGCAUUUUAGUAGCCUUUUCAAGCCAUUGUGUACUUAAAGGAACUGUAUGUGAGCGCUCUCGCCUUCUGCGCAUAAAGUUUUAUGGCCGUUUUGACAAGCCUUUAGGAAGAUACCUACGUGAUGAUCUCUUCGACCAGACAUCGAGCUGUCGGUCGUGUAAGGAGUCAGCUGAGGCCCAUGUUUUGUGUUACACUCAUCAGCAGGGCAAUCUUACAAUUAAUGUUCGACGCCUACCCUCUAUAAAGCUUCCUGGGGAAGAAGAUGGUAAGAUAUGGAUGUGGCACAGGUGUCUCAGGUGUGCCCAAAUAGAUGGAGUCCCUCCAGCAACUCCUAGGGUUGUAAUGUCUGAUGCUGCCUGGGGGCUUUCUUUUGGAAAAUUUUUGGAGCUUAGUUUCUCGAACCAUGCGACUGCAAAUCGAGUUGCAACAUGCGGUCAUUCAUUGCAGAGAGACUGCCUUCGUUUCUAUGGGUUCGGGAGCAUGGUCGCAUUUUUCCGAUAUUCGACCAUUGAUAUUCUCUCUGUUGACUUGCCCCCUUCUGUACUCGAGUUCAAUAGCCAUGUUCAGCAGGAAUGGAUAUCAAAAGAAGCAUCAGAGAUUAUUGGUAAGAUGGAAAGCUUAUAUGCUGAGAUUUCUGAUAUUGUCGAUCGAAUGGAACAGAAAAGCAAGUCCACACAGGAACCAUCUGAUUCAAGUGAGGAGGUGCAAAGCCACAUCAUGCAACUGAAAGGACUGCUACAAAAGGAACGAAGUGAUUACAUUGGUUUUCUGCAACCUUUCAUGAUGGAACCUUCGUUACUGGGGAUGGUUACGGUGGACAUUCUGGAACUGAACCGUUUGAGGCGUUCACUAUUAAUUCAUAUGCACUUUUGGGAUCAUCGCCUUUUUUCGCUUGAUUCCCACCUUAAAAAGAUAUUAAAUCCCAAGAACGAUGCGUCUUCUCCUGUGAUGAGGGAUUUGAAAAGUGAUUCUGCUCACAGUGAUGGGAAAGCUGAAUUUGGUCACAGUGGGAAUAUUCAAGAAUCUUCUUGGGUUCAUGAGUCUGUUGGAAAUGAUGUAGGAGAGCAGAAGGAAGAGUUCACACCCACAGCAUUUGAAUGCUCAGAAUCAACUUCACAUCAAGAGGAAACACAAACAUACUCAGAUGGGGAAAUGACUGAUCCCAUGGCAUCAUCUGAAAGCCUUCUUUCUUAUGGAUCCAAUCUUUCUGAGAGAAUAGAUUAUGCAUGGUCAGGAACUGAGCAAUUUGUGAAGAAACCAUGUGCAGAAGAACCCUUAGAUGGGGCAGUGAAGCAUAUGAGUCAAAAUGAUAAUCCUCAAAUUAGGAGGAUAAUGAUGUCACCUGUAAGAGUUCAUUCCUUCGAUUCUGCGGUAAGAAUGCAAGAGAGAAUCAGGAAAGGAUUACACCCAUCUACUUUUCAAUUGUCAACAAUUAGAUCUUUCCAUGCUUCUGGAGAUURCGGUAAUAUGCUGAGGGAUCCUGUUUCUGGUUUAGCUAGAGCUCACUCGCAAGUGCUACCUUGGGAAACACAGAAGUUAAAUUUAUUACUCAGUUCAACUCCAUCUUUUAUCUCGGCAUCUCAUGUCCCUGAAGGCAUCCGACUGCUGCUUCCUCAGACCGGCAACAACGAUAUAGUUAUUGCCGUUUAUGACAACGAACCUACCAGCAUAAUUGCGUAUGCCCUCAAUUCAAGAGAAUACGACGACUGGGUUGCCAAUAAGUUUACUGAUAACGAAGGAUGCCGGAGUGUCCCUAGACUCAACACCGAAGAUUCUCGGGUUUCAAGUAUUUUGGCUUGGCAGUCUUUUGGUUCUCUGGACUUGGACUAUAUCCACUAUGGAAGCUAUGGCGCUGAAGAUUCUUCUUCCUCCUUGAGAACCCUGUUCUCAGACCCCAAAAAAUCUCCCCAUUUACGGAUUUCGUUUGGAGAUGAAUCUUCAACAUCUGUAGGUAAAGUUAAGUUCUCUGUGACCUGCUAUUUUGCAAAGCAAUUUGACUUGUUAAGAAAAAAGUGCUGCCCCAAGGGAGUGGAUUUUGUGAGAUCUUUGAGCCGUUGCCGUAGAUGGAGCGCACAGGGUGGGAAAAGUAAUGUUUACUUUGCCAAGUCAUUAGAUGAGAGGUUCAUUAUAAAACAAGUCACCAGGACAGAGCUUGAUUCAUUUGAGGAGUUUGCUCCUGAAUAUUUCAAGUACAUGUCACAAUCUCUCAACUCUGGAAGUCCAACUUGCCUUGCUAAAAUUCUUGGGAUCUAUCAGGUCACUGUUAAACACCUGAAGGGUGGUAAAGAAAUGAAGAUGGAUUUGAUGGUAAUGGAGAAUCUAUUUUUCAAGAGAAGCAUCUCAAAGGUUUACGACCUCAAGGGCUCUUCACGAUCUCGUUACAACCCGGAUACGACCGGGGCUAACAAGGUUCUACUAGAUAUGAACCUUUUAGAAGCACUGCGGACGAAACCCAUAUUCCUCGGAAGCAAGGCAAAAAGAAACCUCGAAAGGGCUAUCUGGAACGAUACGUCGUUUUUGGCGUCGAUUGACGUUAUGGACUAUUCGCUUUUGGUUGGAGUUGACGAGGAGCGAAAGGAGCUCGUUUUAGGGAUCAUUGAUUUCAUGAGGCAGUAUACAUGGGACAAACAUUUGGAGACGUGGGUGAAGGCGUCGGGGAUACUCGGAGGCCCGAAGAAUGCUUCUCCUACCAUCAUCUCUCCGAAACAAUACAAGAAACGGUUUCGCAAGGCGAUGACAGCUUAUUUUCUCACAGUUCCUGAUCAAUGGUCUUCUUGAUUUUAUGAUAGAUCAUUGUAUUCUUUUGUCCAAGGAAAAAAAAAGCAUUUGUUCAUCAAUAAUGGGGAUUGCAAUUGCAGAUAAAUUUGAAGGAAAUCCCUCUCAUUCUUUUCUUUUUUACCCCUUUAAUUUGUUAGAUUUUGUGUACAAAGAAACAAAGAUUAGGUCCAAAAGAGAGAGGGCCUCCACCCUUGAGGAUGAAGAAUUGUACUUUCUUUUUUAUCUAAUGGGAAAUAUUUGAAGCCAAAUUAUGCAUU
Molecule: messenger RNA, 6617 nt
Organism: Momordica charantia (bitter melon)
Lineage: Eukaryota; Viridiplantae; Streptophyta; Magnoliopsida; Cucurbitales; Cucurbitaceae
Gene: FAB1C
Product: FORMS APLOID AND BINUCLEATE CELLS 1C
Biological process (GO): phosphatidylinositol phosphate biosynthetic process
Cellular component (GO): endosome membrane
Molecular function (GO): 1-phosphatidylinositol-3-phosphate 5-kinase activity; ATP binding
Source: RefSeq, a predicted model, not a curated record